Messenger RNA from Eublepharis macularius, 1884 nucleotides. RefSeq names its product SHC adaptor protein 3 (gene SHC3). Lineage: Eukaryota; Metazoa; Chordata; Lepidosauria; Squamata; Eublepharidae. Gene Ontology annotation, molecular function: receptor tyrosine kinase binding. The record is from RefSeq and is a predicted model, not a curated record. The transcript is spliced from 12 exons. Gene Ontology annotation, biological process: intracellular signal transduction; cell surface receptor protein tyrosine kinase signaling pathway. Gene Ontology annotation, cellular component: plasma membrane. The coding region runs from base 1 to 1881 and encodes 626 amino acids.
AUGCUUCAACGUACCAAGUACAACCGCUUCAGGAAUGAUUCAGUGACAUCGGUUGAUGAUCUUUUUCAUAAUUUGUCCAUGAACAGCAAGAUCUCAGCAGCUGGGACAACUUCAGCACCAUCGCCAUACCUGGACUUGCCUGAAGUUCUCCAGAAGGACCAUGAUGGACCAAAUACCCUUUGCACUCUUAUGCACAAAGUGUCCCACUUGAAACUCUCCAACACAGGCACCCUUUUGGGUAUCAAAAACCUUUCCUCUGCAGUGAAGGAGCUUGCUGUCUCCAAGUUGCAAGGUAGCUUGGCAGCAGACGCUUCAGACAACGCAUGUAACCUUGCCUCUGCUGCUCCAUCUUCUCAGCAGGACAAGAGCAAGAUGAGUACAGGGAAAAAAAACUGGUCAGAAGAAAUGCACCUGGGAGGUGAAGACUGGAAUCAAGGGAGCAAUGUUGCCAAUAAAGUCUCCCAAGGGUGGCUGCAUUCGAAUGAGAAGAUACUGGGACCUGGAGUGACAUACAUUGUGAAGUAUUUGGGAUGUAUAGAGGUUCUACGCUCUAUGAGAUCUCUUGACUUCAAUACUAGAACACAAAUUACCAGGGAAGCGAUCAGCCUUGUUUGUGAAGCUGUGCCAGGUGCCAAAGGAGCCUUCAAAAAAAGAAAGCCACCCAGUAAAGCUCUCUCUAGUAUCUUGGGGAAGAGCAACCUUCAGUUUGCAGGAAUGAACAUAACUCUGAAUAUAUCUACGACUAGCUUAAAUCUGAUGACACCUGAUUCUAAACAGAUUAUAGCGAACCAUCAUAUGCAGUCUAUUUCCUUUGCAUCUGGAGUAGACGUGGAUACAACAGACUACGUGGCAUACGUGGCCAAGGACCCUGUUAAUCGCAGAGCAUGCCAUAUAUUGGAAUGCUGUGGUAGCUUGGCCCAGGAUAUCAUCAGCACUAUAGGGCAAGCAUUUGAACUCCGGUUUAAGCAAUAUUUGCAGUGCCCCUCAAAGAUUCCUGCUCUUCAUGAUAGGAUGCAAAGUUUGGAUGAACUUUGGUUGGAAGACGAUGGUGAGGCAACAGAACACCCCUAUUACAACAGCAUUCCAAACAAAAUACCUCCUACUGGAGGCAUGGUUGAUGCGAGGCUCAAAGCCAGGGGCCCUUCUAUUUCAGAUGAAGUUCAGUCUGCAUCUACAAUGGGAAGAGAGCAAAUAUACUACCAGAGCCAUCACAUAAGAAAUGUAUUUGGCGAGGAUUCGCAACAGGGACCCAGCCGACAAGGGUCUUUAGAUACCUACAGCAUGCCUGAAGGAAAGUCUAAUGGAACACCAUCAGGAGAGAUGCCAACCUAUGUAAAUACUCAACAUAUAAAUAUGGAAAUUCUGCAAGCACUUCAAGCAGAUGCUGAACAUCUAUUUAGUGGAGCGACAGAAAGCACCAAAGGCAGCAGCCCGGGAAAAGAUCUUUUUGACAUGAGUCCUUUUGAAGAUGCUCUCAAGAGCCAAACUCCCGAGCCCCUUUUGAACAAGGCUACCUCCGUGGAAUGUACCAGUCCCCUUCUGUCCAGAGCAGCUCACGUGGCAGCAGCAGAAGAGCUGAGCACAGAACCCUGGUAUCAAGGGGAGAUGAGCCGGAAAGAAGCAGAACAGCUCUUAAAGAAAUGCGGAGACUUCCUGGUGAGGAAAAGCACCUCCAAUCCAGGAUCUUAUGUGCUAACUGGACUACACAAUGGACAAGCCAAGCAUCUUCUCUUGGUGGAUCCUGGAGGAACUGUUCGUACCAAGGACCGUGUAUUUGACAGCAUUAGUCACCUCAUCAACCAUCACCUUGAAAACAAUUUGCCCAUUGUCUCUUCUGGGAGUGAACUCUGCCUCCAUCAGCCAGCAGAGAGGAAACAAUGACCC